This is a messenger RNA of Prunus armeniaca (apricot), 1209 nucleotides long. NCBI's taxonomy places the organism in Eukaryota, Viridiplantae, Streptophyta, Magnoliopsida, Rosales, Rosaceae. The record is from the annotation of a GenBank genome assembly.
AUGGGGGUCAAAACUGAUUUGCAACCCGAGUAUGGAGAAAGACGUACUCGUUUGCCUCCCGCCUUGGAAUUUGUCAAGAGCAGAGAAGAGAGGAUUCAAGACUUCUUGGCCUUAAAUCACAUGAUUGUCAUUACCUUAAUGCAAACAAUUUGCUCCCUUGGCAAUCGUUCUGUUUUGGGAAGCCUUGCAAGAUAUAUGAAAGUGCUAAAGGGGUAUGUUCAGAAUCGUACUCGUCCCGAAGGUUGCAUUGCUGAGCGGUAUAUAGCUGAAGAAGCUGUAGAGUUUUGUACCGAGCAUUUAUCUGAUGUUAGUACAGUUGGAGUGCCUUCAAGCCAAAAGAUGGGAGUUUCAAAGCCAUUAUCAGGUUGCACAGUGAGCGUAGUUGAUCGGGACCUGUUGAACCAAGCACAUCUAUAUGUCUUGGAGAAUACGGAGGAAGUCCUACCUUAUAUCGAGCAACAUAUGAUCCACAUCCAGACCGCUUAUCCAAAAUUUAGAAAGAGAACAAAGUGGCUGCAGGAUAAGCACAAUAGCACUUUCAUUCAAUGGCUACGCUUCAAGGUUCAAAGUGAACUUAAUGAGGACAAUCAUGGCGUAUCAGAAAAUUUAAGGUGGCUAGCAGCUGGUCCAAACAUGGCAGUGCCAUUAUAUAGGAGCUAUCUCAUUAAAGGUAUUAAAUUCAACAUCAAGGCACAAGAUGAUGUGCGGACAACUCAAAAUAGUGGAGUUUAUUUACUUGCACAUACUAUGCAAGUUGCUAGUGCCAAGGAUAAAAACCCAAUUCUCUCAAAUAUGGGUUUCUAUGGUGUCAUUCAAGAAAUUUGGGACCUUGACUACCAAAAGUUUACAAUCCCAGUCUUUAGGUGUGAUUGGAUUGAUAAUACUUCUGGUCUUGUAGUGGACGAACUUGGAUUUACCCUUGUAGAUUUGAGUAAAAUUGGACAUAGGAAUGACCAAUUUGUUUUGGCUUCUCAAGUCAAACAAGUAUUUUUUGUUGACGACCCGAUGCAUCGUGGUUGGUCGGUAGUGUUAUCAAUGCCUAAUAGAGAAUAUAAUGAUGUUAUUGGUGAUGAUGUCUUAGGUGAUGUGAGAAUUGAGUGUGAGCCAUUUACUAGGGGGAUGCCAAAUGUUGACACAUUUGAUGAAGUGGUGGUUGAGUUAGGGAGUCAAAAUAUUCGAGAUGGGUGUGAAGAUAUAUGGGUUGAAUGA